UGUUGUUCAGUUCGCUUUCAGCUAACCUCUUGUGCAUGUCGAAGAGUAAAUCGCUUAUAUUUCGUGUCGUUUUUCGUUGAAACUUCGCGUAAUUAUCAGAAUAAUGUUUUGUGAAUGAAAUAAGUUGUUAUUCGGUGUGUUGACUAUGUAGAAACGAAGAACAAAGCGUGUGCAUUGUUGAACUUCUUGUGUUCAGUUUAAUCAGUUUAAAAAGUUACAUCAGUCUGCUGUCAUAAUGGAUUCAAAAACAGCAUGGAUUUAUCGUCUGGCCGUUACAUCAUUUAUUGCUUGUUUUUGCACGGUAUCUGGCCAGACUACUCUGAUAGAACAGGACUUUCUUCCAGUAGUAACAGCCACGUGUAAAGCAGGGUACAUGACAAUCAAAGUCUCCACAAAUUCAUCGUUUCUAGGUGCCAUCCAUGCGAGAGACUUUCGAACGUCAUGUAUUGCUUAUGGCAAUGGUACCAACCUGACAACGUUGGACAUCAACAUGCUAGCUUCUCAGGGUUCUCCCGACUACUGUGGGGUCCUAGUCAACAAUAAAACGGAGGAACGCUCAAUUCCUAUAGCGGUUCGAAUUCACAAGUCAUUGGAACUAGCUGACGAUAAGUUCUAUGUGAUAACAUGUGGCAAGGCUGGAUUCAAGAACUCCAGGAACGAGAAAUCCCUGGUGUCCUUGAAGAUUCUCGAAAAAGGUCGAAAAAUGCAAGAAGUUAUGUUUGGUCAUGGCUACACGCUUAGAGCCGAUGUUUCCAAGCCAGAUGGUACUCAUGGAAUCAGGGUGAAAUCAUGUUUUGCUUUCGACAAAGGAAACAGAAGUGAGAUGCUCAUUGAUGAAAGAGGAUGUCCGAAAAAUCCAUCAGUGAUAUCUUCGUUCAAAUACGACGAAAAGCUAGGAGCUGCAGAUGCCACCAUUUAUUCAAUAUUCCGCUUUUCAGAAGAGCCUGAGGUCCAUUUCCAAUGCGAUAUCUCACUGUGCAAAGGUCUAUGUCCAGAGGUGCAGUGCAAUGACAAUGAAGGCUUCGCUCUGGCGCAGGCUGAACCAAAAGAUAUCUACAGUGAAACCGUGGAUGAGGGAGCUCUUAUGGCCAGUACCACUGUAUAUGUCCUCAAACCUGGUGAAGUUCCAAAAUUAGCAGAGCUGUGCGACGAGGGGACAAUAAGGCCGCCAUGGCUGCUGUACCUGUGCAUAGCGUUUGGCCUGAUGUUCCUCAUCAUGCUCAUCAUCAACAUCUUCCUGUGUAGUGCCAUGACCUGCGCAUGCGCACGCACCGAAGUCAUCGAAAAGGAGCCGAGCAUCAUCGAGGACUAUGAUCCCUACAGGAGUUGGCAUGGCUCACAGUAUGGCUCAAGGUACUCGCUGAACGGUAAACCAGGCUACGUGUCUGGAGGUUCGACGAUGAACUCGACCAGGUCGAUAUCGACCAACAGCGAUCACUACGCGAUUGUGCACUCGCGGCCUGGCUCAAGGUACUCGCCGCCCAACAAGCCCAGCCAGCGUAGUCCGGGCUCCAACCUCGGCUCACACUACUCGGGCAAAAUGUAGGGCGCCGCACCAUUAUCACUCAUCGAAUAAAUUGAAGCCAGUACCAGCGACCAUGAUGUACGAAUGAAGUUUGGCUCAAUACUGACGAAUGUCUGCGACGACGUUUGGACUUGUAACAAAAAUAAACUAGACGUAAAUUAAUUUGCUGAUGAGUGAGUGAGAGAAUGAUAAUUCAAUGUUGAUUUGUUUAAUACACUGCGUGUAUGUGUGUGUGAAGAAUGGUGCUGACCCAGUAAUAAUCUCCGUCCUCCACUUAUUCUAUAACUUUUGUAAAAUAUUUUAUCGUUUGAGUGUUCAAUUUUGGGAGUAAUAUUGUUAUUUGUGUCAGUGUCUAAAAUAUUGCACUAAUCAGUAUUAUUAUUGGUCUUCCAUAUAUUUCAGAUUGUGAUUAUAAGGUACUUCAUAUUCAAAAUCGGGGUUAUUAUAUUUUUUAUAUAAUUGAAGAGACUUGAGAAAUUUUAUAAUUUAUUUUUUAUGUGAGAAUACACAUGAAAGACUAAAAAGGUGGCCUAAGUACCAUAAUUUAUUCACAUAAGUCUUAGAAAUACAAUUUCUCGAACCUCACAUCAGAGUUGAGUAGAUUUGGAAUUCAAUAAACGAUUACUCGAUUGAGUUAUGAAAAUAAACAUUAACACGAAUUAAAAAUGGUUGAAAAUAUUAAUUCGAUAACAAAGAGAGGUUGUCUUCUUAGAUUCUCCAUUAAAGGUUUCUUCAUGCGCUCCUUAGCGAUGUCACCGUGUCGAUCACGAGGUGUUGAUUCAUGGCCUGGGUAAUGCUCGCAGACUUGUUGGCAGACUGUUUUCAUUGUAAUCUCUUUCAGAUUACAAUGUCUUUAUAAGUUAAAGACAUUGGUACUGAUACGUUGUCUUUUCACGGAUUUGCCUCACCAAGAAUUAUUUUUAUGUAUCCUUUUAUUUCUUCGUCCUAGAAAUACAAUUUCUUGAACCUCACAUCAGAGUUGAGUAGAUUUGAAGUUCAAUAAACGAUUAACUCGCCUGAGUAAUGAAAAUAAACAUAAACACGAACUAAAAAGAAGUAGAAGACGCCGCCAUAGAGAAGGAAAGAAGAAGAAGAGGAAGAGCAAGUCCGUCGUCUUCUCACGGAUGAAGAAAUAAAAGGAUUUAUCAAAACAAUUCUUGACGAGGCAAAUCUGGAAGAGAUUACAAUGAAAACACUCUGCCAACAAGUCUGCGAGCAUUACCCAGGCCUAGGACUUGUUCUCCCUCUUUUUCUUCCUUCUCUAUGGCAGCGUCUUCUUCCUCUUCUCUCUAGUAACACGCAUUAAAAUGAUAAAAGAUAUUAUUCUGUAAAUAAAGAAUCUGAAACAUUGUUAUCCAUUACUAGAGCUACUCUUAAUGUUAUUCAUGAUGACUGUCUAUACAAUGUUCAUUUUAUAUUGACGAGCCCAUUCAAUUUGGCUUCUAUAAUGAAUAAAUAAACAAGGUGUUAUCAUAAGUUGUUUAAGCCUCUAAAGGUUCUAUCAUAAAACAUUAUAAUUGUGUGAUACUUCUGUAAAACAUGAUUCAAUGAAAGACAAAUAUUAAUUUUUUCCAAUCUUUAAUCGGUAUAGUUUUUUAUAUUGUCAAAUAUUUUACAUUUCUACCAUUUUUGAGACGUAUUUAUUCACCAGAUAUACUCUACUUUAGUUUCGACUAAAUUAUUACCAAAAUUGAUUGAAGAGCAACCAAAGGUCAUAAUUGUUUUUAUGGCUUGAUUUUUCUUUUCAUGACUGGAAUAGAUUAGGUCUAUCUUCCUGAAUUUGUGUUUUGUUUCUGCUGUACAAAACAAUAAAACAAAUUGUUGUAUAAAUUGUAUUUCAACUUCCAAUUUCAAGCAUUAAAGACUGACUUUUUAUUUUAUAAAAUUCAGAUUACUAGUUUUGUAUCUAUUGUAUCUACUAUUGCGUGCUCCUCGCCCUUUUUCAGAUUUAAUUGACAAAUGAUGAGAUUUUAUGUGACCUGUAUAGAUUAGACUCAAAAACGGGUUUAAAAAGACAUAAUAUGCAAUAUAAGAUGAAUUACAUAUUGUUCAAAAUCACAUUGUAUGUAAUUUAUCAUGUAAGUGCAAUAUCUGACGCUGAUACUUUGUGUAAUAAACAUGUAUGUAAGUACAUAAAAUGUAUGUUUAGUAUGUAAGAAAUACGUGUGUCUAACACUGAAAAUAUACCAUAUUUUUAUAUUAUUUAGAAAUGUUUAGAUGUCGGUAAUAAUACAGUAUUUUGUAAUCUUUUUUUUAUUAUGAGAGUAUACAGAAAAUAUAUGUAUUCUAGACGAUAUAAACAAUAUAUUGUACAGAUAAAUUUCAAUGCAAGGUAUCAAAUUUAUCAUUUUAAUAAUCUGAUACAAUUUUUAAAUUUUUAAGCCAAGUAAGAUCAUUCAAAUGUGUUACAUAGAAUUUUAAACGUUACGGUACUAGAAAACUUUUCUUACAUAGCUUUACUCCAAUAAUAUUCUGCAAUGAUCCUUCAAGUUUUCUCUAGGUUUCUUUUCAAAUUCAUAUAGUUUUAAAUUGCCUGAUAAAAAUGUGCAGAAACUUUUUAGUAAACUAUAUUUUUCGAGUUUGUUUUAGUUUCUUUCAAGAUUGUGCUAUUUUCAAAUUCUUUUAUUUUCUGACCAUAAUUAAUAAUUAUCUAAUUAUAUGCUAUGGUUGUUUUUAUGUUGUGAACUUCAGUAAUAAUUAUCUAAAUAUUAGAAUAACAUAGUAAAUAACUAAUUCAACACUACUAUCAUCCAAAUCAACGAUGGACCCAAAUUUUUAUCUUACAUCCACUACUACAUAACUUACCAACUAAAAAAUAUAUUUCAUAAAAUAUCUUUUUUAAUAUAUAUUUCUUAAAAAUAGGUAGUGUCUUUAUGAUAUAGUACUGUAUUGUAUAGUAAAAUAUCAUAUCCUUACAGGUAAUCUUUUAUCCAGAUAGGUAAUAUUAAUUGAAUUAGCUCAAAUAUUUUUUGGAUUAAGUUAUCGAUUCUAGUUAUUUGUACUUAGUUGAUUACUGUAAUGUAAUAAGUGGUAAAAUUCAGUUAGCCACUACGGUAGCCUACAUGUUGAACGAUGUACAUUCCAACACUAAAAUAAUAUUAUUGUAAUAAAUCUAGUUGGUAAUAUUGUAAGUAAUGACAUUUGUUUACAUGAAUAAUGUAUGUUGAAUUGAUAAUGAAUUGUUUACUAAUUAA
Messenger RNA from Nilaparvata lugens (brown planthopper), 4719 nucleotides. RefSeq lists its product as uncharacterized. The record is from RefSeq and is a predicted model, not a curated record. Bases 236 to 1546 code for a protein of 436 amino acids. The transcript is spliced from 11 exons. Lineage: Eukaryota; Metazoa; Arthropoda; Insecta; Hemiptera; Delphacidae.